Suhomyces tanzawaensis NRRL Y-17324 is the source of this 732-nucleotide messenger RNA. RefSeq lists its product as uncharacterized. NCBI's taxonomy places the organism in Eukaryota, Fungi, Ascomycota, Pichiomycetes, Serinales, Debaryomycetaceae. Gene Ontology annotation, cellular component: mitochondrion. Gene Ontology annotation, molecular function: iron-sulfur cluster binding; iron ion binding. The transcript has a single exon. Bases 1 to 732 code for a protein of 243 amino acids. Gene Ontology annotation, biological process: iron-sulfur cluster assembly. The record is from RefSeq and is a predicted model, not a curated record.
AUGUUUUCUAAUAGGACACCAGUGUUAAACGCAUUGUCCCGCAGACUAUUUUCCUUCAAAACAUUACCCACCCCCAACCCUAACGCUCUUAAAUUUAUCUCACCUGAAUGCCAGAUCUCACCCAUUCCCAACAAGACCUUUGAAUUCACUUCCACAUUACAAGCCAUACAUUCCCCUUUGGCGUUGAAGUUGUUCAAGGUGGAAGGUAUCAGGUCAGUCAUGUUGGGUCACGAUUUUUUGACUGUCAACAAACUAGACCACAUCAAUUGGGCUAACUUGAGACCAGAGGUGGUAGAAUUGAUGGAUAACUUCUUGACCUCCAAGAAGGAGCCAGUGAUAACUCGCGAAUUGAUUGAACAAAGUGCCAAGGAAUCCACUGCGGCUGAGGAGGCCGACUCUGAGAUUGUUUCCAUGAUCAAAGAAUUAAUCGAAACUAGAAUUAGACCUGCCAUUCAAGACGAUGGUGGAGACAUCGAAUAUAAAGGUUUCGAUGAAGAAACUGGAUCUGUAUUCUUGAAGUUGCAAGGUGCCUGCAAAACCUGUUCAUCGAGUGAAGACACAUUAAAGCAUGGUAUUGAAUCGAUGUUGAUGCACUACAUUGAGGAAGUCAAAGAGGUAGUCCAAAUCUUGGACCCAGAGGAAGAGAUUGCAUUGAAAGAGUUUGACAGAUUGGAGCAACAGUUAGAGUUGAAACGCUCUCGUCAAGCAGAAUCUGCUCCUCCAUCUCUUUAA